Chironomus riparius is the source of this 1789-nucleotide messenger RNA. The record is from the annotation of a GenBank genome assembly. NCBI's taxonomy places the organism in Eukaryota, Metazoa, Arthropoda, Insecta, Diptera, Chironomidae.
CUAACACAUUCAAAAUGAGUGAAAAUUAAUCUCAAACAAGAUAGGCUAAAUAAAUUGCACAAGUAAAAUUAACGGAAAAACAAACUAUAGAUUAAAUUUGGCAAAAACAUUUUUAAUUAAAAGUAAUAUGUGGCUAAGAAGCUAUACAAGGACUUCAAUACGAGAGCUUCGCAAACGAGAUGAUAUAAAAACCAAGUAUUUACAUAGUCACAGGAAAAAAAGGAAGAGAACAAGAAAUCAAUAUUGUAAAACCAUAAAAUUAAUGAAAAAUGAAAAGAAGGCAUCUGUUCUAGCAGCAUCACAGUAUUAUACAAAUGAUUUAAAAAUGUACAAUGAUGAAACAUCUGAGCCCAAGAAAUAUAAAGAAAAACAUAAUAUAAUUAAGAAUAAUUCAGAAUUUUCGUCAGAACCACAUAAAAUAAAUUUGAAUCAAUAUGGGCAAUCGACAACAAUCUCAUAUGAUCUCAAUAAUGUAAAUAGUGAUUUAAAUAUUCGAAAUAGUGCAAUACCGUCAAAUGAAACAUUUGAUGAAUAUGGUAGCAGUUCUGAUCAUUUUCAUGCAAUUAAUACUCAAUACGAUUUCGAUGGCAAUUAUGUUAAAAGUUCUACCGAAUUUGCAGUAUCUGAUUUAUUACUUAAAAAAAUCUCAUUCGAAGAAAAAUGUGGCGAUGAAGAGAGUUGUGCGUACGAAAUGGAAACAGCAUAUAUUGAGGAUAAAACUAUAUGCUUGUACAAAGACAUUAACUAUGAUUUAUGCAAACCAGCCGAUUCUGAAGAUGAAACGCAAGAAUUUCUGAAUCGAGUUGAAAACAACAAUUUUAACUUAACAUACACAAAUCAAACGGAUACACAAUACGCAAGUUGUUCAAAUCACAUUAUAUCAUCAACUUGCUACAGUAAUUCUAGCACUAGUUAUGGUGUGAAGGAUAUAAACAAAAACUACGAUGAACACGAAUGUAUCGAAACCGAUAAUGAAGAGCAACAUGAAGUAACUUUAGAGUUCGACCCUUAUACAUUUAUAAAGCAUUUGCCACCUUUGACAGAAAUACGAACUAAAUGUCCAGCACUUCCUAUCCGUACAAGAAGCUCAAAAAAUUUCACACUUGUUCUUGAUUUGGAUGAAACUUUAGUUCACUGUAGUUUACAGGAAUUAAAGGAUGCAAAUUUCAGUUUUCCUGUAUUUUUUCAGGAUUGCAAGUAUACUGUUUUUGUAAGAACCAGACCUUACUUCAGAGAAUUUCUCGAAAGAGUUUCGAGGACUUUUGAAGUCAUUUUAUUUACUGCAAGCAAAAGAAUUUAUGCUGAUAAAUUGUUAAAUUUAUUAGAUCCAGAGAGAAAAUGGAUAAGGUAUCGACUUUUUCGAGAGCAUUGCGUACUUGUUAAUGGUAAUUACGUAAAAGAUCUUAAUAUUCUUGGGCGUGAUUUGUCAAAAACCAUUAUUAUUGAUAAUUCGCCCCAAGCUUUCGGAUAUCAAUUAGAAAAUGGCAUUCCAAUUCAGAGCUGGUUUUUCGAUCAAGAUGAUUGUGAACUUCUCAAAAUUUUGCCUUUUUUAGAACGAUUAGCAGAAUUGAACGAAGAUGUCCGACCACACAUUCGGGAAAAAUAUCGUCUUUACGAAUUUCUUUAAAAACUUCGUCAACAAACCACAAAUUGAUUGCUACAUAAUCAUAAAUACUGAUUUGUUUACAAAUCAAUUAAUUUCAUGUAUUUUUUAGAAUAAGAACUUUAUAAUUUAAGUUUACAAUUAUUGUUUUUAUUUUGUGCAAAAUAAAAGUUAACGAAAACCUAA